Molecule: messenger RNA, 3700 nt
Organism: Notothenia coriiceps (black rockcod)
Lineage: Eukaryota; Metazoa; Chordata; Actinopteri; Perciformes; Nototheniidae
Gene: mlip
Product: muscular LMNA-interacting protein
Exons: 12
Coding region: 141-2723 (860 amino acids)
Source: RefSeq, a predicted model, not a curated record
CUUUGCAAGAGGAGCUGAAAGGUGUGCAGCAUGCUUUACCCGUAUCUGCUUUGAUACAUUUUUAAACUUUGAGCACUUUUUUUCCCCGGAUCCUGGAAAUAAGCAGUACACUUCUGGAUGGACAUGAAUUUAAAUCAGAAAUGGACGGGUUGAAGAAUAGUCUGGGGAAGAUUUCAAUAGGAGUCCCUUCUAUGUUCACCUUUGUGCCAGUGGUGCAGCAAUUACCAAUUAAAAGCAUUGUUUCUGAGGAGGACAGACCUGGAGCUCUGACAGGAAAAACAAGCAAGAAUUUUACUGUGUCCCAUGAGAAGACAACUGGGGAGACCAUGUUGCAGAGGGACAUUUUCAAAGUCUUUAUCAAAGACUCCACGGAGGGAGGAUUAGGAAACAAAAUCCAGCCAGGGACAAAACUACGACCUGCACUGGGUCAUAUGAGCACCUCUCAAACCGAAGCCUCUUCUUCAGUCAGUGUUCCCUCUGAAAAUACCACCAACCCCGUCACUGCCACUAUGGAAACAGCUGUUGAUCAACACAGGGAUAUUUCCCAGUGGCAGUAUGGCGGUACCUCUGGACUUGCUGAGGUUAGCUCAGGUUUCUUUGCAAAUAUAGCGUCUGUGUCAGAAGACAGAAUGAGCCCAACCAACUCGGCAGACCUGUUCCCCACCCUGUCUUCAUCCAGAGAGUCCAUCCUCUCCGAGGGCUCGGACAGAGAGAAGAGCUGGUCGGCCAUGGAGCUUUCCUCUCUCACCUCUCCAUUCUGUCUCAGCCGCACUGUAUCUCCCUGCUCAUCUGUCCGCUCGGGCACUUUCACACCUAGUGUCAUUCAGAUAAAGAGACACUUCCUUGCUCCUGGCUCUAGUCUGAUCCACACCCCUUGUUUUUCAUCCUGCGAGAGCCUCUCCUCCUCCGUGGAUCCCCAGUCCCCUCCUCCUCCUCCUCCCCGGCACCGGCCUCCUCUCACCCGACUCUCCCUCCUCACUGCCAUCCUGAGAAAAGGCCGUCUUCCUAUCCUGUCCCCUUCUCUGCAGAGGCCUUACACCCCCUGCUGGCCUAUUAACCCCGUGACCCUGUCUUUCUGUAACGCAUGCUCAGCGGCCUCCAGUGUGGCCUCUAUUCCCCUUGAGUUUUCAUCUCGGUUCUCUUCAUCAGCGUCUAUAGAUAGUCAGAGCCACGUUCACAGGGAGCCUAAUAGAUGCGCCACAGCUCCACCACCUGUGAAGUCGAAUGAGCCCGGCGGAACAUGCUUUCAUACUAAGGCGGAAACAAGCUCUGAGAAAACUAGUAGUGCGCCUAGAUGGCAGCAGGUUAUUUCACCCCCGGGAGUGAAGAGCGUGCUGCCUCGAGCUCCUCCAUUAUUUUGCUCAAAUUUCAAAUCUGUUCCUCCCUUAAAGCAUGAAGACAUAAACCAAAAGCUGCAACACACACACAGGUCUAUUUCCAAGUCGCCUGAGAUGAAACCCAUCAUCACUCAAAUGUACCUCAAGGGCCCUUCAGACCAGAACCUGAAAACACGAAUCUCCCCAUCCCCUAAAGUUAAUAAUGAGCUAGAGACCUAUGCACCCCAGCAAUGGAAUCCUCCACCAAACUCAUCUCCCUCAAAGCUUCACUCGCUCUCUCGACAACUGAGAUCCCCUCCUCUCCUUCAGCCUUCACAAUCACGAUCAUACAGUGUCGAAAUGUUCUGUGACAGAGCAUCACCACCUGCACAAAACACCACAGAUUGGUGUGAGCCAGGAAGAACCUACCCUAAUUCUAAAAGUGCCACAACUUCUUCAAUUAGUUUUCACAGAGCUCACUGUCUGUCUCCUUCCCGCUACACACCCAUUGCUUUUCCUGGAUGGCUGUCACCCACAAGCACCCCCACGCCUACGCCCUCUCCUGCUCCACCAAUCAGAGACUUCACCCCGUCACCUUCUCUCUCCAUGCGCUCCACGCCCUCCCCGAGGCCAGGGAGUGCUAUAUCCGACUGCAGUGACAGGGAGGGUAAAAAAAGAAAGACACACAGAAUUAAGUUAAGCUACAAAUCGCUCGCUGCAAUUCCCUCAAACACCCUUCUGUUGGAUCAACAGGCAAUAAACGAGCAGGUGGAGAGAGAAGAGAGUCCGUGUGACGGGCUGAAUGUGGGAGAUACAAUUGACAGAGGUGUUGCAGACACCCACGCUGAGAUGUGCUCACCCGCUGAGCUCCGGCAGCAGUCCGAGGAACUCUAUGCCGUUAUUGAUGAGAUAUUGGCGGACUCCAUUCCAGCAAGCAAAACAUCCCGGUCAUCGACUAAUAACGUGGGUCUGCAGCAGAACAACUCAUCAUUUACAAAAACCCUGGGACGUGAAACCAAAUAUGCAUCUGUUUGCAGCUUGCACCCAUCAACUGGUGUGAAUAGAAAGCUGAUGAAUCCUAAAAAGACGAAGCCCGGGGUUAUUCGCCCGAUGACGGCGAUCCCAAGACUGACAGUCGAUGAUGAAGAACAUUUUCAUCCAAACCUUUUCAGUCCGUUUGCAGUCAAGCAGACCUCCUCUGCCAACAAAAAGAUGGGAAGAUUGAAUCUUGCAGAUGCAGGAACAGAUUUUUACUCAAGAUCAAAAGGCCAAAAGAGAGGUCCAUUCUCGGUCUGUGAGCUGCAGAUUAAAGAGCCUGAAGACCAGAUGAGUCCACUUGUUAAAGCUGCCUCAACGUCUUUCAGUCCAAGAGAAGGGCGUAUGGAAGCUCACGAGACUCAUAUUUGAACCAUUAUCACUAAAGCACCAAAAGUUUAACAAGCCUUAAACUAAGCUACGCACGUCAUGUUUCCAAAUAUACAGUUAACAUUGAUAAAUGAUUGCAGAUUUACAACUCAAAAUGUGUUUUCUACUUUGUGAAACUGUGGCCUAGUGUCAGACCGAAGUAGACUCCACUUCUAUAUGCAAAAUGGAUUACUGUUCUGCUUUCUGUUCUUAAAGGUCACCUAUUAUUUAAAAUGCACUUUUUCCUGUCUUUUAUACAUCAACAUGUGUCCCCUCUGCGUAAAGAGAUUCUGAAAGUAUCAGGAAAAAAGAUUUGCUCACUUUUUGUCCUGAUCCAUUUAUAUGAAAACCUGUCUGAAAAUGAGCUGAUCAGAUUUUGGCCAAUUUACGAUGUCAUAAUGUUUUUAUGGCUUGUGUAACCAUUAGCCAAUAACCAACCAAGGUAACACCCCCCACCACCUUAUCACUUGAAUCUCCUCGUAGAGCACCAUUGUGUUUUAUAACCACAUAUCUCUCAGAGGGGUGUGGGGAGUGGCUCCUUGUUUUCAUCUAAAGUAACAGACAGAGAAUCAGCACUUUUGAAACAGGGCUGAAACAGAGGGGAUUAUGGGAUGCUACAAUGAUCUGUUUGGUAUUUGGAGCCAAACACUUAAGAGACAUGUUUUGUAUAUAUCUGAGACCUAUGAUAUAUUCAUGAAAAACAGUAUAGUAGGGGACCUUUAAGAUUAGGCAAUUGUUGCUGGUGGACGGCAUGACAAACACUUAUUGGUAAAAAGCUUUAAAUGGCAAAGAGUUUAUGUAGUUAAUUUAUAAUACAAGCUGUUGAAUUCAAAAGCUGUCAAAGUGGUAUCAGCCAUUGUAGAAUAACACAAGUCAUCCAAAUGAUGUAUCUCCUUAACCUCCAAAUAAUUUUUUAUUUUUAAAUGAAUCUUUUUAUCCUGCAGAAAGCUUUAAUUUGUAAUAAAGGACUUUCCUAUCUU